GCGGCGGCGGCGGCGGACGCGGCCUGAGGGAGCGGCCGGCUGCCGCCUCGCCCGCCGCGGGGUCCAUGGCCUGAGCGGCCAUGUCCGGCGUGGUGCGGACCCUCAGCCGCUGCCUGCUGCCGGCCGAGGCCGGCGGGGCCCGCGAGCGCAGGGCGGGCGGCAGCGGGGCCCGCGACGCGGAGCGCGAGGCGCGGCGGCGCAGCCGGGACAUCGACGCGGGGCUGGCCCGCGAGCGGCGCGCCGUGCGGCGCCUCGUCAAGAUCCUGCUGCUGGGCGCGGGCGAGAGCGGCAAGUCCACCUUCCUCAAGCAGAUGCGCAUCAUCCACGGCCGCGAGUUCGACCAGAAGGCGCUGCUCGAGUUCCGCGACACCAUCUUCGACAACAUCCUUAAGGGCUCAAGGGUUCUGGUUGAUGCACGAGACAAGCUUGGUAUUCCUUGGCAGUAUUCUGAAAAUGAGAAGCACGGGAUGUUCCUCAUGGCCUUUGAGAACAAAGCAGGGCUGCCCGUGGAGCCUGCCACCUUUCAGCUGUACGUACCUGCUCUGAGCGCGCUCUGGAGGGAUUCUGGCAUCAGGGAAGCUUUCAGCCGGAGGAGCGAGUUUCAGCUGGGUGAAUCAGUGAAGUACUUCCUGGAUAACUUGGACCGGAUUGGCCAGCUGAAUUACUUUCCUAGCAAGCAGGACAUCCUGCUGGCGAGGAAGGCCACCAAGGGCAUCGUGGAGCAUGACUUUGUCAUCAAAAACAUCCCUUUCAAGAUGGUGGAUGUGGGCGGCCAGCGGUCUCAGCGCCAGAAGUGGUUCCAGUGCUUUGAUGGGAUCACGUCGAUCCUGUUCAUGGUCUCGUCCAGUGAGUACGACCAGGUCCUCAUGGAAGACAGGCGCACCAACCGCCUGGUGGAGUCCAUGAACAUCUUUGAGACCAUCGUUAACAACAAGCUCUUCUUCAACGUCUCCAUCAUCCUGUUCCUCAACAAGACGGACCUCCUGGCGGAGAGAGUAAAGGCUGUCAGCAUCCAGAGGCACUUCCCAGACUUCAGGGGCGACCCCCACAGGCUGGAGGACGUCCAGCGCUACCUGGUCCAGUGUUUCGACCGGAAGAGACGGAAUCGCAGUAAGCCACUCUUCCACCACUUCACCACCGCCAUAGACACCGAGAACAUCCGCUUCGUGUUCCACGCUGUGAAGGACACCAUCCUGCAGGAGAACCUGAAAGAUAUUAUGUUGCAGUGAAAGAGGAUGCCCCUCACUUUUGCGGUCCUUCAGCAGCCUCGCCGGCCACAGGCCAGAUCUCCCCGGUGUCCCGGAGCGGGUUUCCCGAAUCCGUGCCCUCAACACCUGGCUCAGGGAUGCCGUGAGGCCCGCCACGCUCUAGGCCAAAGGACGUGACACUUUGAUGUUAGCUACUGAAUCCUGGGGACUAGUGAAACUACUGAAAAUCCAAGCGAUCACUUUGGUAUUAAUGUGUAAUGCUUAAUAACACAGCUUUCUUUCUUUUUACAGAAACUAUUCCUUCCCUGACACAGUGUAAUCGAGGACUGCGUGUGCGUGCGCGCACACUCUGUCUUUAAUGACAGAAACACGAAAACCGACAUCUUUGCAGAUGGCUUUUCUCUCUAACUCGAGAGUGCUUGGUGAGGAGUGUUGCCGGGGCAGGGGGAGGGGGGAGUGGUUUGUAGGAGGUGAAGCGCCGGGCUGUCGCCACCACUUCCCCAAGGGAGCGCGCUGCCUUUUAAGUCUCUUGUGCCGAUGUCCCGAGAGGCCCUGGCCCCGGCCGUCAGAUGAGAGGGUGGCAGUGAGAGCUGGCGGUGUGGACUUAAGGCCCCACAGCCUGCACUUUCUUCCCACCCUGCCCCCUCCCCUCUGCACAGGGCAGUGCCCGCUGCCUCUGUGCCCACCCUCCCUGCCCCUCGGCAAAAACUUCAACCAGCUGGCCUUGCAGAUGACUCUUCUGUCUUCUGAGUCGUCUCCAACACUGCAGUCGGCUGCAGGGAGCCUUUCCUUCUUUGGAGGAAGUGGAGAGCUCCUUUCCCCUCAGGGGCUUCCGAGAGCUGGCGGCAUUGCCAGCAGAGCCCUCGUUAAUGCCCCUGGGCUCCGCGCUGCCUCCUGGUGGCCGAGAAUCGAGGUUCUAAUCACGGUCUCUUGCUUCUACUAACGUACACAUGUAGCAGGAAAACUGUUGGACGUGGUCUCCUCUGAGUGAAACUGCAGAGGCUGUGAAUGUCGACGCGAGCUGGUCAAUCUUACACUCAGUUAACUUGUCUGGUUACUCUGUCCAGGUGUCUUUCACUGUGUUUAAAAAUACAUUGCAUUCCAAACUGGUCCCCGCUGUGUAUUACUCUACUCGAGUGCCUGGCGUGUUGAGGACCCUGCCUAGCAUUUAAAAGAGAAAAAAGCUUCCUCUGCCAGUGGCACCAGAAUGUUCCUGUGGUUGAGUGACCGUCCCCGGGCGCCGUCCCCAGGCCACACUGUCCCCGGUCCUGCGUCCCUGGUGAGUGGCUCGCCCGCCUUCGCCCAGCAGAUGAGCAGGGACCCUGUGGCAGACGCUGACCCGGGAGGGAAGGGAGGAAGAAACUGCUUCCGAGUCAGCCUCGUUAUCACAGGGUUUCAAUGAGGAGACGACAUGAAAUCCCGUCUCUCUCAAGCGCUCAAGGCUUCCUGUCGAUGUUCGCUGGGGUUUCGGCUUUUUUCUGGCUGGAGAAAAGUUGCUGUUUUUGUACUGCUUCCUGUGGCUCUUCAUAAACUGAGAGGACGAGCCCCGGGAUCGGGGCCGAUGACCGAGGCCAAAAGAAAAAAGAACAUUCUCAACGGGCUGCGUCAGGGCGGCCCGAGACCCCGCCAUCGCUGCUCAGAGGACCUGUCCUGGGGCACGAGCGCUCCUCGCCCGCCGGGUUCCAGGUCUCACACGUGUGUCGGGACCCACGCGCUUCCUCACCAGCCUGGCAACACUCCCUGUGGUCUGGCGGAGGGGGCGGUCGGCGUAGCCGGUGCAGGUGCCCGUCCGAACGGCUUGCUGGCGAGUGGGGUCAGCACGGUCGGCAAGCGCCGUUUGUCCUUUAAACCGUCUAAUGCGGCUGCUGGUUUGCUUUCGGAGGCGGAAGCGAGUUGGUAUAGACAGGGAAGCUGAGCGGACUGGGAAGCAGGGGGGACGGCCCGAGGGGGGCCCCUGCCCGGCCCAGAACUGACCCGCUCUUCCCCCUGCGGCCGGGCUCCCCUCUUCACGGUAAGCUGAGUGGACGGCUUAGUCCUGGCAAGGCGCCCGGCCCUCAAUUCCAUGAUUGGUCAGCAUCCGAGAAGAAGAUCGCUCUUUGCAAGGUCAACUGAAACCAUUUACAGCCUUUCUACACAUAGAUUAUAGUCACUUUUCUCUCCAAAACCUUAGGCUUUUCUAUUUUUUUUAUUUUAAUUUCACUGUUACCCUCGAUUAUUGUCUUUUUUUAUUGAGAUAGUUGUGCCUCAUCUGUUAUUACAAAAAUGUAACAAUAAACUUCCUCAAACUAAGAUAUUUUCCUCAUAGUUAUACUGUUUACACAUAAGGACACAUGUACGUUUUUUACUGAAAUAUUUUUUUAACCCUUCAGUUUGUAGAGAAAUUGUUUUAAAGCUAUUGCAUUGUAGCUUUGUAAUUUAUAUAGAGGGUUCUCUAGACUCUUUGUUCUUGUAAUUUUUUUACUUCUUUGAUAAAAAUGAGUCAGGUUAUUUCAACUCCAAGAUCGGGAAAAAAUCUUGAAACAAGAUUAUUAGUUAUGACUAACUAACUUGGGCAUCCUGGGAACAGACACUAACUUGGUAUCGUGAGUAAAGGCACCGUUAGGAGGAGAGCAGUCGGGGUGAACUGCUCACCACUUACACUUUGCACAGCAUUUUAGCAUUGGCAGGAGGGACCGGUUUGGUGAUCUGACCACCUUCAGUCUCUGGAUGUAUCCUCAGUUUUCCUUUGCGUAAUAGAAAAUAACUCAGCGUGUGCAGUCAACGUUAAUUUGACAGUCCCCAAAAUUCAGAGCAGUUGGGUAACUCUCCUAAUGUUCCUUGAAGGUUCAUUACUUGUCGAUCCCAGUUUUUAUUUCCACGUGGGACACAGGAGCGCUGUCACUGAGUGGAUACCUCUAGAACACGACUUCAGGACAAGGAACAGGGGCAAAUACAUGGAAAGACACGUGUGUGUGUGAAGGAGGGAUCCUGCUGCCCUGAGACCUGGGGGCCCGAGGAGAGGACCUGGUGAUGGACGUGGACGUGGCCAGAGACCGGAGGCUGGGGCAAGCCCAAGGGAAGGCAAGGGUGGGAACUCUUUCUCCGCAACCCUGUGGGGUGACCAUCCCCAUCACAAAACGGAGAAACCUCUGAUGCAAAGUGCGAACGAUUCCCAGCCGGCAGAGCUCAUGGCGCUCAGGCUUCUCUUGUAGAAAAGGCACGUAUGUACUGUCCAGUGGCCAUCACCCAGGUAGGCGUUGUGUGCGUCCACGUGUGGGGAAGGCAGAACUGCCCCCCCCCCCGCCCCCAGAGAAACUUGUACUCGUCAUUAUCCACGUGGCUGAGGGCUAAGGUCUUUGAGUUCUUGUUUCCCCAUUUGCAAAAGUUGGGUCAGAUCACGAUGCUCAGCUCUGGCACCGCAGUCAGGUCACCUGAGGGGCUUUGCAAAGCCCUGGGCUGAGCCACCCAGAACCUGUGCAGUACAGGCGUCACGUGGACGCACUCCUGGUUUCCCAGGUGGUUGCUGUGCAGCCGGCGUCACAGGCCACGAAGCAGAGGACCAUGGAGGACUCCCUCCAGGCCGCUGGAGUUGCGGUCCACAACGUGCUGGCCCCCGAAUCCUCCCCUCGCUGUGACCUGCGACCUGCCUCAGGAAGGAAGUGAUGCUGGGUCUUCUGUUGUGGUUUAAGUGAAGAGCAGAAGCUCCCACUAAGCCUUCAACAGCAUGUCGGGUGGUCCUUUCCGGCCUUUUGAUGCCACCUUCUCCGUAAGGUACAUCAGAUGCGCUCAGCAACCUCAUUCUUCAGUGAUGCCCGGCAAUUUAGAGAGCUCUGUUUGAAGAAGAAGACAAGCCCUUUUAAAAUCUGCCUGGCAGCGCUAGGGAGAGGUGGGCCUUGCGUGUGGGAUUCCUGCAUUUCACGGACUCGGCAUUCGGGGCGGGCGCAGGCCCUGGUGCCAAGGUUGGUGCUGGGCCUGCAGCUGGCGGGGGGCUGAGAGCUCAGCCCCCCUGAGCAAGGGCUGCUUUUACUGACUGCGUUUGUGAGGCACCUGCUGGGCCCUGAAGAGGGUGGUGGUGGGUCCCCAGAGGAAGGAGCUGCUUGUUUAAGGCGGCUCAGAGGCUGGCAGUCGCCAUGUUGACGGCCCUUAACGGCAGGUGGCACACGGUUCGUGCUGAGUUCAGGGAAGGGGAAGCCUCGCUGUGGGUAGAGGGGAGCCCCUGGGGCGUGGAAGGGCCACUCCGCUUCCUCGGUCCCACUCUUGGUGUGUGGUUCCUACCUUCUGCUGGAGGAGGACUUCACGGCACGCGAGGCCCUGCUGCUCGUGUGGGCCCUCACUCUCCUGCCAGGUCCCGCCCUCCAGAACCUGCUGGAACUAGAGGCUGGGUGUUCGCUGGUGCACAGGGUGGUACUGAAAUAGGUGGUUUUGGUUUCCACACCAUGUUGGCACCUCUUCAGGCGAAAACCUACUCAAAGCGCAACAGGUUGCUACCUGCCAGAAGCACCCCCAGUGCCCGCCUCUCGCUGGAUGACAUGGGAUGCGUCACACCCAGAGCGGCUCCUCGGUGUGGACCGCACACCUGCAGGGGUUCUGCUGACCCUGACGGUGGUCGUGAGCCCCUAGGAGAGCGGAGCGCUGCUCAGCAUGGGAACUUGCUACGCGAGGCUCCCGCCCCAGGUCACCGCAGGAAGGAGCGGGAUGUUGCCAGCCCGAGUGAGUUCUCAAGCAUCCUGGCAGGAUGGAUGUUCCCGGGAAUCGGCGUCUGAGUACAGCAAGAGGUAGGAAAUGGGGUGGAACUCAGAAAUAGACCAUGAGAUUCCUGCCCCAAAACGCAGAACUCGUAGGGCAGCAGGCCCUCCCCGGCAGCCUGCGAUUAGGGUGUGGAGUAGCUGAGAACAGGCAGGAACUGCUCUUGUAUCCCACCCGACCUAUGGCGCCUCCCUCCUCCUCAGAUCCAGCGAGGACCUUGGCACGUCGCUGUGAGGUGCUUAUUAUAGGGACCCGAAGACUGUUGCUGUGAACGCGGCCCCGUGGCUCGCUUCACAGAGAAGCGCACACCUGGCUCCCCCUGGAAACUGGGUUCUCCGCUUCUGAGCUGGUUGUGAAGGUAGUGUUUUUAUUCCGAUGGUUUUCUUUGUGUGUGUGUAACACAAACCACAGUGAAACACUAGAGCAGCUACUAGGGGUUCCUGGACCAGCCCAAGUUUCCUCCCGGGCAGGCAGCCGGCACUCUGAUUGCGCGGCCGGCAGACUGUAGACGGGGCUGAGCCGCGCGGGCUCACAGUCGUCCUGAUCUGUCUGUUCCAGGCUUGUCAUCGGGCGCCUUUUUAUUAACACAGUUUAUUUUGUGCUUUCAAAAGCCGAGUGAUUCCCCCAAAUGAACAUCACCGCAGCUAUUCACAGUCAAGGUGGAGGUUCCCCGGGGGACCGCAUUUCCCGGCAGCUUGCAGAGCCAGACCGCUCUGGUGGCCCAGGCGGUGUGGACACUGGGGAGGGGUGGACCGCGCAUUCCGCCUGGUGAGGCUGACCCGGAGUCCGGCCAAGAGAAGUCCAAUGUAGGGGCAGCUGAGAGCAUGACCCUUGUGAGUCGGGGGAAACAGGCCCUCCGCUGUGAGUUCUGCUGCUUCCCAGUGCUGGUCCAGGGGCCCAGCUCUUCAGCCGACUUCAGAAUUUCUCCAGUCGGGAAGGAACUGAGAAUGGGGUUCCAGGAGGCCCCACCCUGAGUGGCAACUGGCCGGGUGUGCUGCCACAGCAGCCUGGGCGCUUUACGGCAUCUCACGGGACUGCCACGCGCCUUGCGGCUGAACCCUCUGCCCUGGGGCCUCAGUCCCUCUGCUCAGUGCCCGGCCCCCGGGGACGCCCCCCGCAGCCUUGGGGGACGCAGGAGGUCUCCUCACCACCGUCUGUCCGGCUGCCCUCUAAAGAGGUCCGUGCCCACGCUGGGCAGAGAGCACUGUCGCCUAGGAGGCUCUGGAACUCAGGUCACAAACGUGGAACCAGCCUUGAUCUGACAGUCGGGCUAACAAAGCCGGUUCUCCGUGGCUUCCCUCUUCACCCAAGCUUUCUGGAUGAGCCCGGGCACCUUUUCCAGGUUCACCGGCAAACAGGUGGCCAGAGCUCUCACUGCGGAGUCUGUGGAAGCCGGGGCCAAGGCCUGUCCCAGGAGGGCUCACGGGCACCCAGUGAAACUUCCUGCCCGUCAUCUUAACUGUUAGAUUCUCUAACAAGCCUGUUUAUCAAGAAAUUUAAAAGAGAUCUCUAUUGAGUCUGCCCGUCUCUAGGAUCUUAAAGCAUUACCUUUUGACCUGUUAGGCAAAUGGCAAAACAUUCCGAGUGUCUUUUCCUUCACUCCAUUCGAAGCAGCUAAAAUUGGCAGGCGUGUUAUUCUCUGUUGACACGAGCGCAGUUCAGUGUUGUGUGCUCGGCCCCCUGCGCUCUGCCACGUCCUCAGCUCACCUCCUCAGUGCUGUGCUGGGGCCCCUGCGGUGCGUGGGGGACCCCGUGGCGGGGCAGGGCUGUGGGGAUAAUCUGCUGUGGCAGCGGCUGCAGAAGCAGAGCUCUGAGCUCUUCCGGGCUCUCUCCACUGGACAGGAAGUUCAAGGGCAACAGCCGAGUGCUGGGCCACGGGCGCCGCCCCUGGGGUGUCGCUGCAGCUCCACACCCCUCCCCUCCCCCCCAUAAUGGCACCAACAAUGGGGGACAGGCCUUGGUUUACGGAUGCUGUGUUCCAGGUUAAGAGGUACAUGAUGCAGUGUAAAAAGUGUAUUGUAUAGCUACAGGGGUUAGUUUAACAUGUUUUGUAUAUACGACUUUUAUAAAUCUAUUAAAACUUGCCG
Messenger RNA from Delphinapterus leucas (beluga whale), 8020 nucleotides. It is a transcript of the gene GNA12, whose product is annotated as G protein subunit alpha 12. Gene Ontology annotation, biological process: adenylate cyclase-modulating G protein-coupled receptor signaling pathway; Rho protein signal transduction. Gene Ontology annotation, cellular component: heterotrimeric G-protein complex; brush border membrane; cytoplasm. Gene Ontology annotation, molecular function: guanyl nucleotide binding; G-protein beta/gamma-subunit complex binding; GTPase activity. NCBI's taxonomy places the organism in Eukaryota, Metazoa, Chordata, Mammalia, Artiodactyla, Monodontidae. The record is from RefSeq and is a predicted model, not a curated record.